AUGAGUGUGCGAAACCUCACUAACAACCGUGAUAUCCAUAAUGAAAACAGUAUUGCCGAAAGUGAACACUCCUUUUAUUCGUCAAAUGAGCAAUCAAGGCAGAAUUCAUCCUCAGAGCCUGCUAUUGAUCAACACAUUAGAGGUAGCAGAAACCCUUUUCUUGGAAGUGAGGAGUUCAAUGAUGAUUAUAUUAUACCCAGUAAAGACGAUGAGCGGCAAGAGGCUAAUGAAUACUCCAGUUCUUCAUCAGUAAACUAUAAUAAUGAUCCAAAUAGUGAUACUUCUCUCCUCAUCAAUGAAAAAAACUCACCUGAACGAAAUGGUCGAAGGAUGUCUGACUAUAAAGGCUAUUAUGCCAAGAAUAAUUUAACCUCCACUAAUAAUUUUAACAAUUAUAAUAACAAUGAAUAUAACAACAAUAUUAUAAGCGGUAGUAACGAUAAUAGUUUUGCAUCACAUUUACAACCACCGGACAAAAACUUACCGUCUCAUCCCUCUUCAAACAAUAUGAGUACCUUUUCCAAUAAUAGCCUAAUUAAGUCUCCACCGCCUUUUGACCGGUAUCCAUUAGUAGGAACAAGGCAUAUUUCAAUGGCGCAGUCUCAAUCACAAAACCUUAUAAAUGAAAAGAAAAGAGCGAACAUGACUGGUUCUUCCUCUUCGGCUCAUGAUUCUUCAUUAUCAUCUACCAAUCUAUACAUGAGUGAACAGGAUUUUUCACCUUUUGGCGGUUAUCCAGCCUCAUUCUUUCCGUUAACUUUAGACGAAAAGGAAGACGACGACUACAUUCAUAACCCAAAUGCUGAGGAAGAAGCAAAGUUAGAUAAGAGGAGGUUUGUUGAAGAUUUUAAACACAUGGAUAGAAGAUCUUUCCUUGGUCUUUUGGGUAUCCUAAUUUUAUUCAUGGCUGGUAUAUUUAUUUUCAUUGUUUUACCUGCCAUUACAUUUUCUGGGGUAGUCUAUCACCAUGAACAUACCCAUACAGGAAACUCUGCAGGAUUUUCGCAUUCAAAUACUACGUCCAAGUUAUUGACUGAGUAUCAAUAUCCUCAGCUUGCAGCUAUUAGGACAGCUUUAGUUGAUCCAGAUACGCCCGACAGUGCCAAGACAAGGGAAGCAAAAGACGGAUCUAAAUGGGAAUUGGUAUUUUCUGACGAAUUUAAUGCCGAAGGUAGAACAUUCUAUGAUGGUGAUGACCAAUUCUGGACAGCUCCUGAUAUUCACUACGAUGCUACAAAGGAUCUUGAAUGGUAUUCUCCUGACGCAGUCACAACCACUAAUGGUACCUUGAAGCUAAGGAUGGAUGCGUUUAAAAACCACGACCUUUACUACAGAUCUGGUAUGGUGCAGAGUUGGAAUAAGCUCUGCUUUACAGAAGGUGCUUUAGAAGUUUCCGCGAAUCUGCCCAAUUAUGGUCGCGUUACAGGGCUAUGGCCUGGUAUGUGGACCAUGGGUAACUUGGGUAGACCAGGUUAUUUAGCCAGUACUCAAGGUGUGUGGCCUUAUUCGUAUGAAUCGUGUGAUGCAGGUAUAACACCAAACCAAAGUUCUCCAGAUGGUCUUUCUUAUUUGCCGGGUCAAAAGUUGAGUGUUUGUACCUGUGAUAGUGAAGAUCAUCCUAAUCAAGGAGUUGGGAGAGGUGCACCAGAAAUAGAUAUUUUAGAAGGUGAGGCUGAUACGAUAUUAGGUGUUGGUGUGGCCUCUCAAUCUCUACAAAUUGCUCCAUUUGAUAUAUGGUAUAUGCCUGAUUAUGACUUCAUCGAAGUUUAUAAUUUCACCACAACAACAAUGAAUACAUAUGCUGGUGGUCCUUUUCAACAAGCUAUCUCGGCAAUUUCUACUCUAAAUAUUACUUGGUAUCAAUUUGGGGAAGAAGCCGGUUAUUUCCAAAAGUAUGCCAUUGAAUAUCUCAAUGAUGACGAUGAUGGAUAUAUUCGCUGGUUUGUAGGAGAAACACCUACUUUUACACUUUAUGCUACUUCUUUGCAUCCCAAUGGUAAUAUUGACUGGAGAAGAAUAAGUAAAGAGCCGAUGUCAGCCAUCUUAAAUUUAGGUAUCUCGAACAAUUGGGCUUAUAUUGACUGGCAAUAUAUAUUUUUCCCGGUGACAAUGUCAAUAGAUUAUGUCAGGUUAUACCAGCCGAAGGGUUCUACAUCAAUUACUUGUGACCCAGACGAUUAUCCGACAUAUGAUUACAUUCAAAGCCACUUAAAUGCUUAUUAUAACGCUAAUUUAACAAGUUGGGAGCAAGCUGGGUACACUUUUCCAAAGAAUAUCCUAACAGGAAGUUGUAGUAGUUCAAAAUUCUCACUAUCCUGA
Molecule: messenger RNA, 2319 nt
Organism: Saccharomyces mikatae IFO 1815
Lineage: Eukaryota; Fungi; Ascomycota; Saccharomycetes; Saccharomycetales; Saccharomycetaceae
Gene: SKN1
Product: beta-glucan synthesis-associated protein SKN1
Exons: 1
Coding region: 1-2319 (772 amino acids)
Biological process (GO): (1->6)-beta-D-glucan biosynthetic process; fungal-type cell wall organization
Cellular component (GO): endoplasmic reticulum membrane; plasma membrane
Molecular function (GO): glucosidase activity
Source: RefSeq, a predicted model, not a curated record